Messenger RNA from Abrus precatorius (Indian licorice), 1365 nucleotides. RefSeq names its product probable 2-oxoglutarate-dependent dioxygenase At5g05600. The record is from RefSeq and is a predicted model, not a curated record. The coding region runs from base 130 to 1191 and encodes 353 amino acids. The transcript has 3 exons. NCBI's taxonomy places the organism in Eukaryota, Viridiplantae, Streptophyta, Magnoliopsida, Fabales, Fabaceae.
ACUGCAGCAAGCUACAAACACUCUUAAACCCACUAGCUAUAAUUCCCUCCAAUCCCUCUUUGCCUUUGUGCUUCUCUAGUUCUCUCUACAACCCAAAAGUUCAACACUAAAAAUAAAUAAAAAGAAAAAAUGAUGAGUUGCCAAGCAUGGCCAGAACCAGUUGUUCGAGUCCAAUCCUUAGCUGAAAGUGGCCUAACUUCAAUCCCAGCACGCUACAUUAGGCCACACUCCCAAAGACCCUCCAAAACCACUAAUUUUGCUUCUUACCAAGCUUCUCAAAUUGAACAUGACCAUGAUCAUGUUAACAUCCCUGUCAUUGACCUUAAACACCUUUCCGGAGAGGAUCAAGUCCUCCGGGAUGAGGUGCUCCGGCACGUCGCGGAAGCGUGCCGGAAGUGGGGGUUCUUUCAAGUGGUGAACCAUGGUGUAAGCCAUGAGUUGAUGAAGAGUGUUAAAGAACUCUGGCGUGAGUUCUUUAACCAGCCACUUGAGGUGAAAGAGGAGUAUGCAAACUCUCCUACCACUUAUGAGGGUUAUGGAAGUCGCUUGGGUGUGAAUAAGGGAGCCACUUUGGAUUGGAGUGACUACUUCUUUCUUCAUUACAUGCCUCCCUCACUUAGGAACCAAGAUAAGUGGCCUUCUCUUCCGCCAUCUAUAAGGAAAGUGAUUGCUGAAUAUGGAGAGGGGGUGGUUAAGCUAGGAGGAAGAAUACUGAAGUUGAUGUCAAUAAAUCUUGGGUUGAAAGAAGAAUUUCUCCUUAAUGCAUUUGGGGGAGAGAGUGAAAUUGGUGCUUGCCUAAGGGUGAAUUUCUAUCCAAAGUGCCCACAACCUGAUCUCACUUUUGGUCUCUCCCCUCACUCAGACCCUGGUGGCAUGACCAUUCUUCUCCCUGAUGAUUUUGUAUCUGGUCUUCAAGUUCGUAGAGGAGAUGAUUGGAUCACAGUGCUGAGCAAUGCAAUAUACAAGAGUGUAGAGCACAGGGUGAUAGUGAACUCAAAUCAAGAUCGUGUUUCCUUGGCCUUCUUUUACAACCCAAGGAGUGAUUUAGCAAUUGAACCAGCAAAGGAGCUAGUGACAGAGGAUAGGCCAGCCUUGUACUCACCAAUGACAUAUGAUGAAUACAGACUUUACAUUAGGACAAAGGGACCUUGUGGAAAGGCCCAAGUUGAAUCUUUGGCUUCUCAAACGUGAUUCGAUUAGUGUUGAUAGAAAAUGACACUAUUCGAAUAUAAAUAAUUGGACUUCUUGGUCUCCAAUUGGAUGGUUUAUUAAAUCUAUCAUGUUUUUAUUUUGGGGUGCAAUAGUUGAAGUUGAAAAGAACAGGUUGAAUCACGUGUCAGAAUUUUCCUUUCAUGUGUUUUCAUG